Leptonychotes weddellii (Weddell seal) is the source of this 337-nucleotide messenger RNA. The record is from RefSeq and is a predicted model, not a curated record. Lineage: Eukaryota; Metazoa; Chordata; Mammalia; Carnivora; Phocidae.
AUGGAGAAGAGGGAACACUUAGUCUUGACCUUCUAUAAUCCUAAGGCUCCCAAAAUUCAGGGGAAUCGGAACUACCAAAGGCCUACCCUCCCCAUCAACAAACAUCUGAGUGCCACGAUACCACCCCAGAGGCGGCAGCACCAUGUGGACCAGACACACAUCUACAUCCGAAUGUUCUGUGGCAGCCUGUGUGGUUUUGGUCUCCUAAUGCUGAUCUGCACAACCCCACUGAACUGGGUGCAGUUCCUGGUGGUCAAGAAUGGCCUUGAACUCUACGCAGGACUCUGGAUCUCAUGCACCCAUGAGCUGUGCUGGAGCCGCACACCUAAACCACCCU